Messenger RNA from Humulus lupulus (European hop), 760 nucleotides. RefSeq lists its product as uncharacterized. The record is from RefSeq and is a predicted model, not a curated record. NCBI's taxonomy places the organism in Eukaryota, Viridiplantae, Streptophyta, Magnoliopsida, Rosales, Cannabaceae. Bases 57 to 755 code for a protein of 232 amino acids. The transcript is spliced from 2 exons.
CGUAUGUGGUGGAUAAUGCUGCCGGUCCUCACGGGUCUACGCUGAUCUCGGAUGUAAUGUCCCGGAUUGGCCAGAGCUACGGCAAUUUUGAGGCUCCUCAAUGGCAGUGUCUAACUGGCACUCGGGACCGCACUGUCCUGUACGAGAAGAGUAUCGAGCACACUGCCGCGGCUCUUGCUUUCACUGCCCAGCUUAAUUACGAGCUGAACAACGAGGUCCAUUCGAGCAGGACCCUCGCCCAAGAGGAGAGGGACCUCCACCUUAAAGCGAAUGACGACCUGAAGGCAGUGAAUACUAAGCUCGAGGCAGUGGUUAAGGAGCGUGAGGAAAUGGCCAAGGAGCUCGGAAAGCUGAAAAACGAACUCGAGGAGCAGAAGAAAGACAACAUCCAGCUUCGGGAGACCAAUAAGAAGCUCGAGGAAGACAAGGCCGUCACCCUCGACCUCAUGGAGGAUAUCAAAACCCGCCUUACUGCUGAGUUCAAAGAAAAGAAGGAAACGGCGGUCGAUUCAGCCAUGUACCGGAUGUGGGCCUAUAACGAAGAACUGGACACCAGUUUUUUGGGUCCCCUCGAGGCGUCCUUCCUCGAACGAUGGAAUGCCCGGCUCGAGAAGGAAGAGGCUGACCAGCUCGAGAAGGAUAAAGCUACUCCGAGUACCGUUUCGGAGGGAGCUCAGGAGGAUAGUCAUGCUAUUCGUCCUGAGGGGUCCGGUGCCACUGAUGCUGAGAAGGCCAAGGAGACUCCUCUUCUUUGAAUCUG